UCUUAUAUGCUUUCAGGCUUGUUUAAUAAUCAAUCGUGGACACAUUCGUAGUUUGAUCAUUCGAUUUUUGUAUGAUUUUGCAUUCAUCAUUUUCUUUCAGUCUUCUGCAAGCUGCAUUCAACUUUUCGAUAUUGCUGUUUGGCCAACUCCUAAUUCCACGCGAGACGUGUGGUCGUCAUGGGCACGGAGCGCGAGUACGUGCUCAAGUGGCACAGUUUCUCGAGCACGAUCCAGGACGUGUUCCGGCGACUGCUGGACGACUGCGCGUUCGCUGACGUGACGCUGUCGGUGGAGAACCGGCAGCUGCAGUGCCACCGGCUGGUGCUGUCGGCGUGCUCCACCUACUUCGAGACGCUGCUGACGGCGCACCCGCACUCGCACCCCAUCAUCAUCCUGCACGACAUCCCGCACUCGGUGGCGCAGGCGCUCAUCAAGUUCAUGUACAGCGGCGAGAUCCGGCUGCCGCAGAACCAGCUACAGUGCUUUCUCAAGGUGGCCGAGACGCUGCGUAUCAAAGGUCUGACGGAGACUAGCGGCAAGCCAAAGUCGGCGGCGUCGCCCGAGCAUGACAGCCACGGCCGCGAGCCGACGGGCACGGACGUGGCGCCGAUCCCGCCGCUGAUCCCGGCGGCGGCGGCGGCCAGUGCGGUGACGCCGGCGGCGCGGCCGGCCCCCGCCGCCGCCGCCGCCGGCUCCACGGCCUGGGCGCCGGCCCCGGCCGCGCCCACCAAGCGCCGCUCGCCGGAGCCGGCCCACGAGCGAGACGAGCCCGGCACACCGCCACGCGAGUCGGCCAAGCGGCGAAAGUCGCGCGCUCCAGCGCACGCCGAGCCGGAGCCGGAGCAGCCGGAGCCGGAGCCGCUGCAGCUGAAGGUGGAGCCGGCGGAGGAGCCGAUGGAGGAGCCGGCCGAGCAGCCGGCGGAGCAGCCCGAACAGCCCGAACAGGAGGAGGCGAUGGUGUCCCCGAAGCCGGAGCCGGUCAGCGGGGACGAUGAGGAGCCGGAGGCGCCGGAGGAGGACGGGGAGGAGGAGGGGGAGGACUCGGCUCUGAGCGCCCAGCGCCGGCUCGAGGAGGACAUCGAGCUAGUCAGCGGCGAGACGACGCAGGACGGCCCGCCGCCGGCGCCGACCGAGCCGGAGCGGCGCGACACAUCGCCGCCGGCAGUGCCGCUGACUGUCCAGUCGGCCUCGGAGGCAGCCGCCAGCACACUGAUGGACUCGUGUGGCACCGAGAACGCACCCUGGAAGGACCCGCGCUGGAGCAGUCUGCUGCCGGAGGAGAAGGUGAUGGAGGCCAUGGGCAAUAUGCUGGACGUGCCGACGCUGGCCGCCAAACUGAUGAAGAACCUCUUCACCGAGGAGGAGCGCAUCAACUCCAACACGACCGGCGACCACGGGAAACAGAUCUUUGACCGGGAGAAGAUGGACCUCAUCAAGUCGAUCGUGUUCCACGUGAGCAAGGUGGACCGCGAGGACCAGUUUGCACGCGACGACCUCUGGGUGCGCUGUAAGAUGAAGAUCGACAAGUGGAACCGCGACCUCAGGUACAGGUACGCGCGCAAGAAGAAGGACAAGGACACGUCUCUGCCGACGAUGGUGAAGCUCGAGUACAGCUCGUCGGGCGGCCGCGGCGACGAGGACUGGGAGCGUGACGGCCGGGAGCGCUCCGACCCGCCGACGGCCGGCGUGGGCCUGGGCUGGCUGGGCGGGCUCGGCUCGCCACGCGCCGUCACGCCGCAGUGCAGCGCCGACGUGUAGCCGCCCCGCCCCCGCCCCCGCCCCCGGCGGACGGGCGGGGACAGCCGGGCCACGUGCCAUGUGCCAACAGCUGCGCGCCGAGCGCGGCAAGAUCUGAGGGCUGGAGAGCUCCCGAGAGCAGUGUGAGGGGGCCGCGGAGCCCCGACAAAAUACGAGUUCUGGUCGCUAUGCCGUGUAGGGCGUACCGCUUGUGACUAGCACAGCUAACAGUGCGUAGGGGUAUUGUACGGAGGUCUAACAGCUAGUGCCGAGAGCGCGAGACAGAUGCUUUAGAUCUGAGUCCAAGUUUCAGGUCAGUAUAUAUUGCCGUUACUGUGAGGCCGCUCGCCCAGCCGUCGGUCGUGUCCUUUGUAUUUAUAUCCGGCCGGGUAUCGGCUCGGUCGGUCCGCGCGGCGGCCGCGUACUUAUAGAGCGGGUCUGCGUGAGCGGGGGUUUGCCAAGUACUUAUAGCGGCGCCAGCCGGGCCAGAGAAGUAUUCCCGGCGAGUGUGCCAGAGAGAGAGCCGCGCGUCCGUGGCGCCCUGUACAUAAUCAUGCACGCCGUGCCGGCGCUCAUUCCGCAGACGAGUAUCAGCUACAUUCCAGGGCCGGGCGCCCCGCCCGCCCGCCCGCCCGCCAUGUGUGUAUGACGUGCCGUUGUGAAGUGUUUAUCGGAUGUUUGUGCCGCGGCGGGCUCAGCGGGUCAGCCUACCUCCGGUCGACUGACCCGGCCCGGGCCGCCGGCUCACUAUACAUACAUGUUAUCUCGUGUCUGUGUAUAACCUAUGAUGUGCGUGCGCCACCGCGGCGCCCGCGAGGCAGAGGCCGCCGGCGCCCUUCUUUCCUACUGAAUCCAUGCGUGGGUGCAUAUUUGGUUGUAAUUUGUGGUUUUCUCUCCCUCCCUUUGAGUGUUGAUAGCUCUGCGUUGUUCCGGCUGCUCCCAGCCCCAGUGCAGGGUGGUGUUUCGAUGAACUUUGUAUGUGUGCUCGCCCAUGAAUUGAG
Molecule: messenger RNA, 2738 nt
Organism: Amphibalanus amphitrite
Lineage: Eukaryota; Metazoa; Arthropoda; Thecostraca; Balanomorpha; Balanidae
Product: protein bric-a-brac 1-like
Exons: 8
Coding region: 178-1758 (526 amino acids)
Biological process (GO): regulation of transcription by RNA polymerase II
Cellular component (GO): nucleus
Molecular function (GO): protein binding; DNA binding
Source: RefSeq, a predicted model, not a curated record